AUGGAAGUCGAGGUCCUCCGUCAUAAUGGCAUUCCUGAGUCCAGCAUCCUUUCGAUUCGUGUGGGAAGUACCCGUCGCCAAGUCCACGUCUCGCAGUUGGACAGGCCACUGAAGUUCCCAACCAAGCUCGAGGAGUGCUCCUCUGUGAAGGUCGAAAUUCUGGACGUUGCGGGCACCGCGCGCGUGUCGUGCAGUCCAUCCACGUCGGAAUACAGCAUUCCCUUAGAGUCGCCGCUCGAGGGAGAAGGCAGCACCGGCAUGGAGGUUGGCAUCAGGCUUGGCGGCGCAGGCGCGGAAGUCUCGCAGGGCGCUGCAGAGGAGGCAGAAAAGAAAAAGGAAGACGACGCCAAGUCAUAUUUGGAGAAACAUGGGCUGACUUCCUUCAUGCAGUUCCUCAUCCAAAGCCUGAUGAAGGACAAACCGGAAGACCCGUACAAGUUCCUUCAGCGGCAAGUGACCAAAAAGAUGAUGAUCACCGAGCUGUCAAGUGGAGUUUCAGCAGACCAGAAACUGGAGGAGAUGCUGACGAAGUUGAGCUCCGAGGUGACAGACUGCGUCCCUGUAGAGCAGCUGCAAGACCUGCAGAAGCAGGCGGAGGAAGUAGGCGACCAGCUGCGGAAGGACAACAAGGAGCUGAGAGAAACGCUCGACCUGCUGAAGGGCAGGUACCGCUCCCUUCUAGUCGAGAACUCGGAGUUAGCACAACAGGUCGGAGAAAGUGCAGAAGGCUCCGACCUGAUUUCCAUGCAG
Messenger RNA from Symbiodinium necroappetens, 750 nucleotides. The record is from the annotation of a GenBank genome assembly. Lineage: Eukaryota; Dinophyceae; Suessiales; Symbiodiniaceae.